AUGUCCCCUCCCGUGUCCCCUCCCAGCAUCAACGUCACCUUCUGCCUGAACGCCUCGGGACGGCACCUGCCCGGGCCCAUCGGCCUGGCCGUGGAUCUCACCGUGGACGGGCUGAAGGCGGGGGGGGGGCGGCGCGCGCUCUUCCUGGGGGGGGGAGGGGCCGCCCAGCCCGGCCCCUCCCCCACCCGCAGCCUGACCCUGGUGGUCCCCAACGGGGGGACCCCCCAGUGCCGCACCCUGCCCGUGGUGCUGCGGGCUCACAUCCAGCUGGACUGUGGCGAGGACAACGUUUGUGUCCCCGACCUGCACCUCGAGGCCACCGCGUAA
This is a messenger RNA of Pipra filicauda (Wire-tailed manakin), 327 nucleotides long. RefSeq names its product integrin alpha-5-like. The transcript has 3 exons. Lineage: Eukaryota; Metazoa; Chordata; Aves; Passeriformes; Pipridae. The coding region runs from base 1 to 327 and encodes 108 amino acids. The record is from RefSeq and is a predicted model, not a curated record.